CACGAACCCGCCAGCAUCGUCCAGUAGGAUUGAGCAACUUCCACGUCUUUGGGCCGAAAGGCAUAUCUUUGCAUCCUCUGUGACUGUUCCCAUCCCAUCUUUCAACUUUUGCCCGAGCACACACGGAACGUAGACUCACACUGCUGCGAGCUCACAAGAGCAAUACUCGAUACUCGAGACCUUCGAUUCUCCUACACCACUUCUGACUUCCUGGUUUUCAACACACUACCGCCAACAUGGCGAGCAACAUGUCCUUUACAGAUCGUGCGACCCAAGCGUUAGCAGAGGCACAGGAUCUAGCACAACAAUACCAACAUUCGCAAUUAAUGCCUCUGCAUCUUGCAGUUGCACUCAUCGACCCGCAACCAGACCAGUCGAAAGACCAGCAAACAAACAACUCACACGCAUCACAUGCUGCCAGCUCAGCACCUUUGUUCAAACAGGUCAUUGAGCGGGCACAUGGUGAUCCACAAUUGGCUGAGCGAGCACUGAAAAAGUCUCUGGUACGGAUACCCUCACAGGACCCGCCGCCAGAGAAUAUCAGCGUAGCGCCAGCUUUCUCGAAAGUCUUACGGAGCGCGAACGAGCUUUCAAAAACACAAAAAGACUCCUACAUCGCUGUCGACCACUUAAUACAAUGUCUGGUGCAAGACACAACGAUACAGAAAUGUCUCGCCGAAGCGAACAUCCCCAACACCAAGCUUGUCGACCAAGCCAUUCAACAAAUUCGAGGAACGAAGCGAGUUGACAGCAAGACUGCAGAUGCUGAGGAGGAAAACGAAAACUUGAAGAAGUUCACAAUCGACAUGACGGCAAUGGCACGCGACGGCAAGAUUGAUCCUGUCAUUGGCCGUGAAGAGGAAAUCAGACGAGUGAUUCGGAUCCUCUCGCGAAGGACGAAGAACAACCCAGUACUUAUUGGCGAGCCUGGUGUCGGCAAAACAACAGUCGUCGAAGGUCUGGCACGCCGAAUUGUCGAUGCCGAUGUGCCAGCAGGACUUGCAGCCUGCAAGCUCCUCUCGCUCGAUGUUGGUGCGCUUGUCGCCGGGUCUAAGUACCGUGGUGAGUUCGAAGAGCGCAUGAAGGGUGUUCUGAAAGAGAUCGAGGAUAGCAAGGAGAUGAUUGUCCUUUUCGUGGACGAGAUCCAUCUGCUCAUGGGAGCUGGUAGCUCAGGCGAGGGUGGUAUGGAUGCGGCAAACCUGCUCAAACCUAUGCUUGCUCGAGGACAACUUCACUGCAUUGGUGCCACGACACUCGCCGAAUACCGAAAAUACAUUGAAAAGGAUCAGGCGUUCGAGCGUCGUUUCCAACAAGUUAUGGUCAAGGAACCCUCAGUGGCCGAGACAAUCUCCAUCCUGCGUGGCCUCAAGGAGAAAUACGAAGUGCAUCACGGUGUCACGAUCCAGGAUGGUGCAAUCAUAGCUGCGGCCACAUUGGCAGCUCGCUACCUCACUCAACGCAGACUGCCCGACUCAGCUGUCGACUUGGUCGAUGAAGCUGCAGCCGCGGUCCGCGUAGAACGCGAGUCUCAACCCGAGGUUCUCGACAACAUGGAGCGUAAACUGCGCCAGCUGGAAAUCGAGAUCCACGCACUUGAUCGCGAAAAGGAUGAAGCGUCACAAUCACGCUUGAGGGAGGCUCGAGCCGAGAAGGCCAACAUUGAAGAAGAGCUCAAGCCACUUCGCGAAAUGUACGAAACCGAAAAGAAGCGAUCAAAGGAGAUUCAAGAACAAAAGAUCAAACUUGACUCGCUUCGCAACAAGCUCGAGGAGGCCGAACGAACACGGGACCUGCAAUCUGCUUCGGACAUCAAAUUCUAUGCCAUUCCAGACACUGAGAAGCGCAUCCGAGAGCUGGAGGCACAGAAGAAGCAAGCAGAGGAAGAGGAGGCUGCUCGUCGCGGCGCGGCUGGCGAUACUAAUGCUCUUGUUGCCGACGCAGUGGGACCGGAUCAGAUCAACGAAAUCGUCGGGCGCUGGACGGGCAUUCCAGUCACGAGACUUCGAACCACCGAGAAAGAGAAGCUCCUACACAUGGAAAAGGUUCUGGGCGACCAAGUGGUCGGCCAGAAGGAGGCAGUCACGUCCGUUGCGAACGCCAUUCGAUUGCAACGCUCUGGUCUCGCCAAUCCUGGUCAGCCGCCGUCAUUCCUCUUCUGUGGUCCCUCCGGUACAGGCAAGACGUUGCUCACAAAGGCCCUGGCGGAAUUCCUGUUCGACGACCCCAAGUCCAUGAUUCGAUUCGACAUGUCCGAAUAUCAAGAACGACACUCGCUCUCACGCAUGAUCGGCGCACCUCCAGGAUAUGUCGGACAUGAUGCAGGCGGUCAACUCACGGAGGCUCUUCGUCGCAGACCAUUCAGCAUUCUUCUCUUUGACGAGGUCGAAAAGGCCGCCAAGGAAGUCCUCACCGUCCUCCUGCAGCUCAUGGACGAUGGUCGUAUCACCGAUGGCCAAGGACGCAUCAUCGACGCCAAGAACUGUAUCGUCGUGAUGACAUCCAACUUGGGUGCUGAGUACCUGGCUCGACCGAAUGCAGCUGAUGGCAAAAUUGAUCCAACGACCAAGGAGCUUGUCAUGACAGCCUUGAGAAACUACUUCCUACCAGAGUUCCUCAAUCGUAUCUCCAGCAUCGUCAUCUUUAACCGCCUCACUAAGAGGGAGAUUCGCAGGAUUGUCGAUGUCAGAUUACAGGAGAUUCAAAAGCGGCUGCAGACCAAUGGUCGCAACGUGCGCAUCGACUUGUCGGACGAAGUCAAAGACUACCUUGGAGCGGCAGGAUAUUCACCCGCCUACGGUGCCAGGCCGCUCGCGCGACUCAUCGAGAAGGAGGUCCUCAACCGGCUGGCCGUGCUUAUCCUUCGUGGCUCAAUCAGGGAUGGCGAAACUGCGCGAGUGGAGCUUGAAGAUGGACACAUUGUCGUCCUCCCCAACCACGGCGAGAGUGAGGCUUCUGAAGACGAAGAGAUGUGGGAUAGUGAAGACGAUGCCGUUCAAGAGCUAACGAACGGCGAUGGGGAGAUGGAUUUAUACGAUGACUAAAGCAUUGCAUGAGUGAGGACGGAUAAAAGGCGUUGGCUGAACUGAACAGCGUUCUAGCGAUGGGUUUCAUGGAAUACGGUUAACGAAUUAUGGUAAUGGCAACGCACCUAGUAGAUAGACCAUCGAAAGUAUGAAUUGAUGCUUUACUUCCAGCGAAUGUGCCGAGUUACAAGUUUCGCGCCUAUGAUCAUAGUGUCUCAGAUAUGCAUCGAGUAGACAUGGGACUCUCGUGGCCUUUGAGCCUGGGCGAACCAUUGCUUAGUGCGAACAUGUUGAU
This is a messenger RNA of Cercospora beticola, 3318 nucleotides long. It is a transcript of the gene HSP98, whose product is annotated as ATP-dependent Clp protease ATP-binding subunit. Gene Ontology annotation, biological process: cellular response to heat. Gene Ontology annotation, cellular component: cytoplasm. Gene Ontology annotation, molecular function: ATP hydrolysis activity; ATP binding. The record is from RefSeq and is a predicted model, not a curated record. NCBI's taxonomy places the organism in Eukaryota, Fungi, Ascomycota, Dothideomycetes, Mycosphaerellales, Mycosphaerellaceae.